AUGAAGAAACAAAACGUCCGAACUCUAUCACUAAUCGUUUGUACGUUCACUUACCUUUUAAUCGGAGCGGCAGUUUUUGAUGCCUUAGAGUCAGAAUACGAGAACGAACACCGACGGAAAUAUCAUCUGCAGGAGCAGACGUUUAAAUCAAAUUACAACAUAACCACUGAAGACUAUGAGCGCCUGCGCAGAAACAUCCUUAAGGUGAUGCCGUAUAAGUCCGGGCGACAGUGGAAGUUCGCCGGCGCGUUCUACUUCUCUCUAACCGUCGUCACCACCAUAGGCUAUGGCCACAGUACCCCACAGACAACAGGAGGAAAAAUCUUUUGCAUGUGCUAUGCCAUCGCGGGUAUCCCGCUGUGUAUUGUGAUGUUUCAAAGCGUUGGAGAGAGGCUGAAUACUUUCGUAACCGUCCUUCUAAAACAAAUAAAAAAAUGUUUCAAACUGAAAAACUCCGAGGUAUCCCAAUCCAACCUAAUCCUUGUAGCUAUGAAUCUGUCCAUCAUCGUUUUGACAGCCGGGGCCGGGGUGUUCUCGCACUUCGAGGGCUGGAAGUAUAUAGAUGCUUUUUACUACUGUUUCAUAACGCUGACUACGAUAGGGUUCGGGGAUUUCGUUGCUCUACAGAAUCACGGUGCGCUAGAGACGAACCCCCAGUAUGUCGCCUUUAGUUUGUUCUAUAUUUUAUUCGGAUUAACAGUGAUUUCAGCUGCAAUGAAUCUACUUGUAUUACGAUUUUUAACGAUGAAUACCGAAGAUGAACGAAGAGACGAGUUAGAGGCUGCUGCGGCUGCCCAAACGGCUGUAAAACUUGAUGGUGACGUCAUUACUUCCAACGGAAACGUGGUGUCACGUGCUCAGGAAAUUCCGGAAUUUAAUGAUCACGUGUCAGUUUGUUCUUGUUCGUGUUAUAAUAUACGAUCAAAAGAUAAACACAGGUAUAAGGUCACGAGGUCGCCAGGUAAAAUAUCACAUCUGCUGCAAAUGCAAAGUGUGAGUUCAGGGCAGGACGACGCCAUUAGCAACGCUGAGGACUCCAAUUCCAUUGUACAAUUUAACUAUAUCAACUGGAAACGAGCGUCAGUAUAG
Messenger RNA from Ylistrum balloti, 1089 nucleotides. RefSeq names its product two pore potassium channel protein sup-9-like. Lineage: Eukaryota; Metazoa; Mollusca; Bivalvia; Pectinida; Pectinidae. The coding region runs from base 1 to 1089 and encodes 362 amino acids. Gene Ontology annotation, molecular function: potassium ion leak channel activity. The record is from RefSeq and is a predicted model, not a curated record. The transcript has 2 exons. Gene Ontology annotation, cellular component: membrane. Gene Ontology annotation, biological process: potassium ion transmembrane transport; stabilization of membrane potential.